CCAGAGUCCUGCUCCCCGCGUGCGUGGACACUUCGCUUAGUCAGAGAAAGACCUCAACGACGGGGCCAUGGGAGCCCCCGCGUGUUCUCCAGCUAGGGAUUCAGUGUCCUCUUUGAACCUAUUCCAAAUUGGGGGGUCUCCCUUACACGGACUUUGGCCCACUGAAGGAAUCCCUCUUUAAAGACUGUCUUGAAGCCUGAGAAGGUCAGAUGCAGAUCUUAUGGGACAUCAGGGACCAGAGGAUGCAAGUUUUAAAAAUUCUUGAAAAAUACGUAAGAACAGAGAGCGAUUAUGAUGUCAGCUGGUUUGCCUGACCUUCAGCAUUCCAACAGGACUUAAAUAUGAAUUUGGACUCCAUUCAUCGACUAAUUGAGGAAACACAAAUCUUUCAGAUGCAACAGUCCCUGAUUAAAUCACGCAGUUGCACAGUAGCCCCCGGCUCCUCCCCGAAAGACACUUGUAACACUUGCUUGCCCCUCCACGAGCCGCAGUCUCAUGCCACCCACAAUGUCUGUGCUCGUUCGCUUCACACCAAUGAGUGGGACAUUUGUGAGGAACUUCGCCUCCGAGAGCUUGAGGAAGUCAAGGCCAGAGCUGCCCAGAUGGAGAAGACCAUGAGGUGGUGGUCAGAUUGCACGGCCAACUGGAGAGAGAAAUGGAGUAAAGUUCGAGCCGAAAGGAACAGUGCCAGGGAAGAAAGUCGACAGCUCAGAAUAAAAUUAGAGAUGGCGAUGAAAGAACUGAAUGAACAGAGAAAGAAACAGAGUCCACUACUUCAAAAGGACCCCUCAGCCGCCGAUGUUACGCGUGACUUGAAGCCCCUUGGUUUGGUAGGAUUGUCCAGUGAGCAUGGCGAUGAACUGCCAGCCGGUUCACAAGCAUGGGAGCAUACGGCAGAGUGUUUGGUGAGAAGACAGUGUUCUGUUGGGGAGAGCGGGAAUAAUAAGGAAAAUGUCGUUAUCGAUCCAUUAAGAUUAAAUGAGGAAAUGAAAUCCAAUCUAGAUAGUCCUGACUUAUUUAAGAAAUGUGGUUCUGGAAAUUGUGCAGUGAAACCUGAGCUAAGACUACAAGCAAUAAAUCUGCCUUUGGAGAAGGAAGUAACUGACAUGUCAACUUUGCAGGUGCAUUUGGACGACUUCCAGAAAAUCCUGUGGAAAGAAAGAAAAAUGCGUGCAGCUUUGGAAAAACAAGUGGCGCAACUUGAAUCAGAACUGUCGUUGUGGAAAUGGAAGUAUGAAGAGCUGAACGAAUCGGAGCCCCCAAAUGUGCCAGAGGUAGAGAGAUUGCAGGCUGAAAAUACUUUGGAGUGGGACAAGCGAGAAAAAAUUGAAAUGGAAAAACAAGGACCGGAGAGAGAAAAUAGAAGGCUAAAGGUCCAGGUGAAAGAAAUGGAAGAGCCCCUGGUUGGGAAAUGCGGAGCGAGUUCCAAUUCUCAAGACCCUGAGUUCAACACUCCACAAAUUGAACCGCAAGAAAAAGGCAAGGAACUGUUGGCCCUUCAACAUGGCUACUACAAGCCGAGCAGACAAUACGAUGCAAAAAUGGCAGAGCUGACGCAUGCCAGCAAUCUGCUGGCUGAACACGAGGCGGAGGUGAAGACAUUGAGAUUUCAAGUGGAAGAGUUGAAACAGAAGCUCCACCAAAAAGAAGAUGAGCUUGGCGAUUCCCUGAAUCAGAUCCAUAAACUCCAGAAAUCUCUGGAUGAACAGAAAGAAACAAAUGGAAACCUAGAGGUUGAAAUCAAGCAUUUACAAAACCGGUGGAGGAAGUUGGAAGUGGAAGAACAAUGUGCCCUGAAGUGACUGACAGUCCUGCAGGUAUCUCAUUGACCGGAUUUUUGCCAGAAAGCCACAUGUUACAGCGAGUGAGUCUGGAAAUUCUCCUUGUGCAUUACAGGUGAAAUGUAUACAACUGAAGCUGGAAAUAUUGUUACUGAAGAAGAAAAUGAAAAUGGACAUUGAGAAUCAGUAUCUGUUUCUGGGAAAAUCAAAUGUGUUUCUUUUUAUUGUGUGGUUUA
Messenger RNA from Ochotona princeps (American pika), 2017 nucleotides. It is a transcript of the gene CCDC102B, whose product is annotated as coiled-coil domain containing 102B. NCBI's taxonomy places the organism in Eukaryota, Metazoa, Chordata, Mammalia, Lagomorpha, Ochotonidae. The transcript has 9 exons. The record is from RefSeq and is a predicted model, not a curated record. Bases 342 to 1802 code for a protein of 486 amino acids.